Molecule: messenger RNA, 1716 nt
Organism: Sebastes umbrosus (honeycomb rockfish)
Lineage: Eukaryota; Metazoa; Chordata; Actinopteri; Perciformes; Sebastidae
Gene: lpcat1
Product: lysophosphatidylcholine acyltransferase 1
Exons: 14
Coding region: 191-1696 (501 amino acids)
Source: RefSeq, a predicted model, not a curated record
AGCAGGCAGCACCAGUCUCUCCUCUAGUCAGAGGAGGGUAGACUAAAAAAAACUGUAGUCGGAGGAGGGCAGACUAAAAAGUGAAGAGGAUACUCUCCUUGGGCUAAAAACAACGAGCUCAAACUAACAUUACGGGACGUUUUGUACUCCACUUUUCGACAUUUGCAGGUGUAAGUUGCGCUCGUCAGCCAUGAAGUCCUCCAGCAGUCGUCCCUCCAGAGUGAGUAGAAACCCCUUCGUCCACGACCUGAAACUCACCAUGACAGAGAAAAUCAAGAUAGGACUGAUGUCAGUCACAGUGUUUCCAGUGCGGUUGCUACUGGUUUCCUUCCUCAUGCUACUGGCGUGGCCCUUCGCCUUCACUGCCUCCCUGGGACGCUCUGAUUUUGUCAUGGAGCCACAGUCGUGGUGGAGGAGGUUCAUAGACCUGAGUCUACGUGUGAUCAUGCGGGCCAUGUGGUUUUGCGGAGGUUUCCAUUGGAUCAAGGUGAUAGGGGAACGGGCGCCGCCCUCUGAAGCUCCCAUCCUCACCAUGGGACCACACUCCUCCUACUUUGAUGCCAUCCCAGUCACCAUGACCAUGUGCUCCAUGGUCGCCAAACUGGAGAGCAGGAGCAUUCCCGUCUGGGGCACUCUGAUCAGCUUCAUCCGGCCGGUGUUUGUGUUUCGCUCGGAUCAGGACUCCAGAAGAAAAACAGUAGAGGAGAUCAAGCGGAGAGCCCAGUCUGGAGGGGAGUGGCCUCAGAUCAUGAUAUUCCCAGAGGGGACGUGCACCAACAGGUCGGGGCUCAUCUUAUUCAAGGCUGGUGCUUUCAUACCAGGACUCCCAGUGCAGCCUGUGGUGCUGCGCUACCCAAACAAACUGGAUACUAUUACAUGGACGUGGAAAGGUCCCGGAGCGUUCAAAAUCCUGUGGCUCACUCUGUGCCACCCUCAUAAUCCCAUGGAGAUAGAGUACUUGCCUGUUUACACACCAUCAGACGAGGAGAAGGAAAACCCUGCCCUGUUUGCCAACAAUGUCAGAAAGCUCAUGGCAAAGGCGCUGGAGGUGCCGCUCAUAGACCUGUCCUUUGACGACUGUGAGAUCAGCCUAUCGCGGGGCCCGCUGGGCAUAUGUGACUACAGCAGCCUGCUCGAGUUCCACAAGCUGGUGUGCCGCUUGGGGCUGAGAGCAGGAAGGACAGAAGAAGGGCUGGAGGAGCAGGCCAGAAGAGUCAUAAAGCUGCAGGGAGACAGGCUGAGUUUGGAAGACUUUGCUCAGUUCCUCAACCUGCCAGUUACAGACACACUCACACAAGUCCACAGCCUCUUUGACCAGCAUGGAGACGGACAGAUAGACAUCAGACUCUAUGUUAUUGCUCUAUCUACCGUUCAUCGACCAUCAAAGUCAAUGGAGACCCUUAAACUGGCCUUUAAGAUGUAUGAGAGCGAGGAGGACGGGGACGUCCUAGAGGACGAUAUCGCUGCCAUCUUGGAAAUAAUGUUGGGAGUGAAAAAGGUGGAACUUUCAGGUCUUUUUUUAUCGCUCGACAGACCUGACACGGGGAAGAUGACAUAUGAUGAACUUCAUCAUUUUAUAGAGCAGCACCCACGCUUAGUCCAGGACUACCUCGAUUUUGAAAACCAUCCGCGCCAAUUCUCCUCCUUCGGCCGACCUAAGAGCUGCAACGGCCAGAACCACAACAAAGACCAAUAAAGAAAUGGACUAUAAUGCAA